Molecule: messenger RNA, 2512 nt
Organism: Ctenopharyngodon idella (grass carp)
Lineage: Eukaryota; Metazoa; Chordata; Actinopteri; Cypriniformes; Xenocyprididae
Product: calpain-1 catalytic subunit-like
Exons: 14
Coding region: 371-1912 (513 amino acids)
Biological process (GO): proteolysis
Cellular component (GO): cytoplasm
Molecular function (GO): calcium-dependent cysteine-type endopeptidase activity
Source: RefSeq, a predicted model, not a curated record
UGCAGAACAGUGGUCUUCUCCAUUCCAUCAUUUUCUUAUGAUGUGAGGCUAUAUGCAUGCAUUAUGCUUGAAAAAGACUACAUUGUAAUAUGACACAUCAUCUCAACGACAGAAGGAUAUUUUGUUUUAUUUAUUUAUUUAUUUUUUUAUUCUGUGUAAAUUAUUUAGCACCCCGUCUCCAGAACAUGGGAAAUUUUGUGUUUUUGAUUUGUAUUACAUUUUGAAGUUUUGAAGUGCUGACCUUUUAGUGACGUCAUUACGUAAUCACCAUUAAAAUGAGCUGACCCGUCCCGCGCUCAGUGCGCGCGCUUGUUUCAGUCAGAGCGUCCCGAGCCUGAGGGAGAGGCAGCAAAAGGAUUCUGAGUGAAAAAUGCCUCCCCCUGAUGAUGGGUGCCACCACAACCCAAAUGAAGAUGAUGUAAAUUCUCCUACCAGUCCUUUGAACUUCCUAGAUCAGAACUACCAGGAGCUCCACCAGAACUGUCUCGCUGAAAACACACUAUACAACGAUGAGUUGUUCCCUCCAGACAACAGCUCUAUUGGCUUGUUUGAUGAUGAGUCACCUGAGGUGGAUUUGUCCCAAGUUGUGUGGAAGCGGCCAUCCGAACUGGUUUCAGACCCUAAAUUAAUUGUAGAUGGCGUGUCCAGGUUUGACUACGCACAGGGGAAUGUAUUAGGAAACUGUUGGUUUUUGGCUGCAAUUGGGGCUCUAACUUUUGAGAAGGACAUCAUGAAACAGGUCAUGCCAGCUGAACAAUCAUUGACCAAAGAUUAUACUGGGAUAUUUCACUUCAGGUUUUGGCGAUUUGGGAAAUGGAUUGAUGUUGUUAUUGAUGACCAACUUCCAACUAUUGAUGACGAACUACUUUUUGUGUGUUCAAAAACGUCUAAUGAAUUUUGGCCUGCUUUACUGGAGAAAGCAUAUGCAAAGGUGUGCGGGUCCUAUGCUGACUUGAACGCUGGUUUCAUAUCUGAGGCCCUGAUGGACUUCACUGGUGGGACGCAUAUGUAUUAUGAACUAAAUACAGCUCCGGCUGAUUUGUGGAAAAUCAUGGAAUGUGCAUUCAUGUCAAAAACGCUUAUGGGUUGUGGCUCUAAUACAGUGACAACACCUAAAGAAAACGAGCUACUUCAUGGCAUAGUUGCAGAACAUGCUUACACUGUGACAGGAGUUUUUGAGGUAACCAGUGAUGAAAAUCCAGUUCAUCUGGUGAGAUUGUUAAACCCAUGGGGCGAAGAAGAGUGGCGAGGAGACUGGAGUGAUGGAUCACCUUUGUGGGACACAGUUUGUGAGGAGGUCCGCAAAAUUUGCCAUGAAGUUUUAAAUAACGGGGAGUUCUGGAUGUCAAUGGAAGACUUCACCACAAUUUUUGAAAGCAUAGAUAUCUGCUGUCUCUGUCCUGAUUUUCUGGAUGGUUCCUCCGAAUGUCACUGGACCUCAAAACGGUAUUUUGGCAGAUGGAAUGCUGGGACUACAGCGGGUGGUGACAUAAUUAAGACAGAGACCUUCUGGACAAACCCUCAGUUUCGGGUGACAAUUGAUGAGCUUAAUGAGGCAUGUGCUAGUGGGCAGCGCCCUGAAAACAUACUGGUGUCCCUCAUGCAGAACCAUGAGAAGAGAAACAGAAAUAGCCAAAAUAAUUAUGAUAUUGGCUUCUAUGUCUUUGAGAUACCAUUAGAGAUGAGAAGUCAGAGCGGGAGGUUUUCAUUGGAGUUCUUCGUUGACAGAGAGCCUGUGGCACAGACAGAUUUAGUAUGGUUGAGAGAGGUGAUGAAAUUCUUCAGGCUGGAGCCAGGAGAGUACCUGAUUGUACCGUGCACAGAGAAUCCUGGUGAAGCUGCCUCCUUCGUCUUGUCUAUUUUCUCAAAGAAUGAGACACACUUUGAACAUAUUCAGGAGACUUCUGAGUAGAAUGGAGACAUUUCUUGAUGAGGGUGAGAUAAACCCUUUAUUGUCUGCUGUCUUUAUUGUUUGUCAUAUGAAUGGGUAUCAAUAUGCUCUGCUUUUACUUUUUGUGCUUAAAUUUUCCUGUCAAUUGGUAAUUCAAGAAAAAAAAACAAGAUUUUUAUUAGUUUUUAUUAAUUAUUCUAUUCCACCUAAGAGAUUAUUUUACCUUUAUUUGUUUUUAAAUUGUAAAGUAAAUGUGUCAUCUGUUGGGUGGGUGAUGUACCAACAGUAGUAAUAUUUUUUUUAACUGGUCUGUUUUCAGGAUUGAUCAGUUAUGUUAGCAUACAUUAUUAAAUGCUAUAUGGGGUAAUAAGAAAUAUUUUAAUCCUGUCAAAAUAAGACUUGAAAUGAAACGCUGUAAAAAAUGGAUUAAUGAAAGUGUGGCAUGAUAUCAGCAAAUGCAUGUAAUAAUUAUUAUUUGUAUUAAUUCCAAAUAAUGUAUACUGCUGCAGAAUGGGAUAAUAUGUAAUGUAUAAUUGCAUGGAAAAGCUCCCAUAUAUUUUCUUAAUAUUGUUCUUCAAAGAAACAGGAUAUCCGCAAUAAAAAUUAGUAACCCUUCAGAAA